GUGUAUACAUGGAUUACAAUUACAAAAUCAAACCCUUCAGUCCUCACUCACAAGCUCUUUCCCUCUGAGAUAAAGUCCAACUCUGAAAGGGAGCUUCAGCUACGUGCUACCGAGCUUGAGCUCCCAUCAAAAAUACCGUUCGUAACAACAUAAUGUCUUUGAUUCUGCGCGCCUUUCCCGUCGUUCUUCAACGCUCCAAGCCUUUCGCGUUCAUAUCAUUGCCUUUUUACCGAAAUCAUCUGAAAUUCAAGCUUAUAAAACCGACCAAGAGAAGGAUUUCCGUUAUUUCUUCUGCUUCUCCUCCAGUCGAAACCCUUGUUUCUGAUUCCAAACCAGUUUUACCCGUCAAGGAUACUCUCGAAUGGGUCAGCAGAACUGCAUAUUGUGGAGAUUUAUCUGUUGACGACGUGGGGAAACGCGUUCGGCUCUGUGGGUGGGUCGCGCUUCACAGAAUUCAUGGAGGCCUUACGUUUAUAAAUCUUAGAGACCAUACCGGGAUUAUUCAGAUUACGACACUUCCUAGUCAGUUCCCCGAUUCUCAUUCCAUUAUUAACAAGUUGGGUCUUGAGUAUGUGAUCGCUGUGGAUGGUGUUGUUCGGUCUCGACCAAGCGAGUCUUUCAAUAAGAAGAUGAAAACUGGCAUGAUAGAGGUAGCAGCAGAGAAUGUUCAAGUAUUGAAUUCUGUGAGAUCUAAGCUGCCCUUUUUGGUUACUACUGUGGAUGAUGCAAAGGAAUCUGUCAAAGAGGAGAUUCGGUUGAGAUAUCGAUACCUUGAUUUACGCCGGCAGCAGAUGUAUUCCAAUCUGAUGUUGCGACAUAAGGUGGUCAAACUCAUCAGGCGAUAUCUAGAGGAUGUAUGUUGUUUUACAGAGAUUGACACUCCACUACUCUCUAGAUCUACUCCUGAAGGUGCUCGGGAUUAUCUUGUUCCUGCACGAGUUCAGCCAGGAAUGUUCUAUGCUCUACCCCAAAGUCCACAGUUGUAUAAACAAAUGUUGAUGGUCUCUGGGUUUGACAAGUAUUAUCAGAUAGCAAGAUGUUUCCGAGAUGAAGAUCUAAGAGCAGAUAGACAGCCUGAAUUCACACAGCUAGAUAUGGAAUUGGCUUUUACUCCUAUAGAAGACAUGCUAAGGCUUAAUGAAGAUUUGAUAAGACAUAUAUUUCAAGAGAUUAAAGGUAUCCAGCUUCCAAUCCCUUUUCCUAGGCUUACUUAUGCUGAAGCAAUGAGUCGAUAUGGAUCAGACAAGCCAGAUCUUCGUUUUGCUCUUGAAUUGAAAGAUGUCUCUGUUAUUUUCUCAGAUUCCACCUUCAAGGUUUUUGCUGAUAGCUUAGCAAGUGGUGGUAUUAUCAAGGCACUGUGUGUUCCUUCGGGCGCAAAAAGAUUUUCAAACACUGCUCUCAAGAAAGGUGAAAUCUACAAUGAAGCAAUCAAAUCAGGAGCAAAGGGUUUGCCCUUCCUUAGGGUCUUGGAUGAUGGAGAGAUUGAGGGGAUUCCUGCUUUGGCAUCGAGUUUAGAUUCCAAAAAUAGAGAGGAACUGCUGAGGCAAUGCUCUGCGAGAUCAGGUGAUCUUAUCUUGUUUGCUGUUGGCCAUCACACAUCAGUUAAUAAGACCCUUGACCGGCUUAGAACUUUCUUGGGCCAUGAGCUGGGGUUGAUUGACCAUUCAGCACAUUCAAUUCUGUGGGUAACCGAUUUUCCAAUGUUUGAGUGGAACAGCACUGAGCAGAGGCUUGAGGCCUUGCACCAUCCUUUCACUGCACCAAACCCUGAUGACCUGCAAGACCUUUCUACUGCCCGUGCUUUGGCUUAUGACAUGGUCUACAAUGGAGUAGAGAUUGGUGGAGGGAGUCUUAGAAUACAUAAGCGUGAGCUCCAAGAAAAGGUCUUCGAAAUGGUUGGUAUCACCCCUAAACAGGCUGAAGAAAAAUUUGGGUAUCUUCUUGAGGCUUUGGACAUGGGAGCUCCUCCUCAUGGGGGAAUUGCUUAUGGGUUGGACCGUUUAGUGAUGCUGUUGGCAGGAGCCAAUUCUAUACGAGAUGUUAUAGCUUUCCCAAAGACUACAACUGCCCAGUGCGCCUUAACUCGGGCCCCCUCAGAGGUUGAUCCCCAGCAGCUGAAAGACCUCUCGCUUUCCUAGCCAAUGACAUCUUCGCUGUUUUUAUUUUCCCUCAUUUUGUGUAUUUAUUUAUGUACUUGAUUAAUGUUAGUCUCUUCUAUAAAAAUAGGUUGAAAUCUUCACUGUUAACAAUCUCCCAAGUCCUGCCUACUUGUGAUGUUUAUUUAUUAUUUUUUUGGUAGAUCCUGUAAUGUUUUUUUAGAGCUUGGCAUAUUUGCGGGAGGAUGAGUUGAUGUAAUAAUUUCUAUAUUUGAUCAACGAAUUUUGAUGAAAGAUAAGUUAAUGUUUUCAUGCUGAA
Nelumbo nucifera (sacred lotus) is the source of this 2415-nucleotide messenger RNA. Its product is annotated as tRNA synthetase class II (D, K and N) family protein. Gene Ontology annotation, molecular function: aspartate-tRNA ligase activity; ATP binding; nucleic acid binding. The record is from RefSeq and is a predicted model, not a curated record. Gene Ontology annotation, biological process: aspartyl-tRNA aminoacylation. NCBI's taxonomy places the organism in Eukaryota, Viridiplantae, Streptophyta, Magnoliopsida, Proteales, Nelumbonaceae. Gene Ontology annotation, cellular component: cytoplasm; mitochondrion.